AUGGCUGGUGUUUCUAGCAUAACUCAUACCAACAAUGUUCCCUUGAUCAGGUUUCUUUCAAAUGGUGGUUCAUCAAAGCGGAGAAAGAGUGAUGAAGAUGAUAUGAGUUUUGACUCUCUUUCUGGUUCUAAGAAACGAAAGGUAAGAGAAGAACCUUUUCUUAUUCCAGAGAAUGCUAAGAUCAUUUCCAUUGAUGAUGAUGAUAAUGAAGGGUCGGAGCAGUGUGAUGAGAAGAUGUUUGAGGGUGUUUUUGAUGUUAAAAAGGAAGUAAAAAGUGGAGGAAGUGGCAAGUUUUAUGCUAAAGAUGGAACAGUUGAAAACCCGAUUACAAUAAUUUCAGAUGAAUAUGGUGAAAGUGAUGAAAAACACUCCAAGAAACGAAAGUUAAAAGAAGAACCUUUUGUUGUUCAUGAUAAUUCUGAGGUUAUUUUCUUUGAUAUUGGUGAUGAGAAGAUGUUUGUGGAUGGUUAUGAUGUUACCGAGAAUGUGAAAAUUGAUGAAAGUGGCAAGUUUGAUGCGAAAGAUGGAAAGUUUGUUGACGAAAAGUGUGGUUGGACACUUGAAAACCCGAUUACAAUACAAUCAGAUGACGAACACUCUGUUAGUUCUGAUUCUAAUGAUGAUGAAGAAGAAGAAAAUUAUGAUAAUGUUAAACAGGGAGAAAAAAGUGGAGCAAGCGAUGAGUCUGCUGAUAAAGAUAUUUUUUUUGUAGAUUUGGAUGAUUCUGAUGAGAGUGAUGAAGAACACUCUGUUGGUUCUGCUUCUGAUUCAGAUUCAGAUUCCAAUUCUGAUUCUGAUGAUGAUGAUGAUAAUGUUCAAGAGGGUGCAAAAAGUGGAGGAAGUGGUGAGUUUGCUGAUAAAGAUAAUUUUUUUGUUGAUUUGGAUGAUUCUGAUGAGAGUGAUGAAGAACACUGUUUUGAUUCUGAUGAAAGUGAAGAAAAUGAGACUAGCGAUGAGGAUUUUAGAGUUGAUGAGCUGAAUGAGAUUUCUGACAAUGAUGACGAUAGUUCUUCUGAUAAUGAUGGUAAGGAGAAAGAGAAGAAAAAGGGUGGGCGAAAAUACGAUAAUGUCGCAGAGGAAUUGUUGAGAGAGGCAAUUGAUAGACACAAUGGAAUUUCUGAGAUGAAUAAUGAGGAGGUGAAGGAUAAAAGUCCUUCUAUAAAGAAUGAUGAAGUGGAGCAUUCAGAUUAUGGUAGUGUAGCAACUUCUACUACCUUUGAGAAGAAGGGUUCUUCUUCAAACAAGAAUGAUACAUCAAAGAAACAAAAAGCAAAAAGUGUGGAAAAUGUUUCUGACGAUGAUGUAAAUGUUGCCAAAGCCAAAGAAAGGGCUAAACCUAAUGAAACUGUGAAUCUUCGUGAUGAUGUUAAUGUUGCUAAAGCCAAAUGCAAAUCCCAUGUCAAAGCCAAAGACAAUGCCAAACCUUAUGAAAGCGUGGAUGUUUCUGAUUCUGACGAAGGAAAAGAGCAUGUCAAAGGUUUAGAUGCUGGGGGCGUUUCUUUGGUUCAAACAAAGCAAGAAAUGAUAAAGGAAUCACGUAAACAGAAAAUGGUGGAGAACAAAGGAAGGGAUUAUAAAGGUAUAGCUAACAUCCAUAUCGAGAAGAAGAAUGAAUCUAUUGAUAAUAAUGGUUUGAUACAAAGCGUCAAAAGCACACAUUUUAUGUGGAAUGAGUUGCUCCUUGCUAAAUGCUAUUGGGACAGUAUGAAUACCAUGAAGAAUGAUUCAACUUUGUUCGAGUUUGAGGAGGAUGGCGUUGAUCGACAAGAUACACAGCCACAACCGGUUUCUGUGGAGACACCCCCAUCGAUAUGGAGCCUUAAGAAGGUGGAAAAAGUGCAAAAGACCAUGGAGGAGGAGGAGAACGAAGUGUUAUGGGAUGAAUUAGAUACAGUUCUUAGAGAAUCUGACGCUGUAUCCAUGAUUGGAAAUUUAGGGACAAAUGAAGCUACAAAUAUAAAAAGCGGAAGUCCAUCAUCUCGAUGUGAACACGACACUUUUCUCGACGAAGAGAUUGGUGUAUAUUGCAAAUUGUGUGGUGUGGUUAUUACUGAGAUCAAAUAUAUCUCACCACUAGUGGUUGAAAGAUUUCCAUGUGAAGGUUCAGGAAGAAAGGCAUCAUUUGAUGGUGUAAAUGUUUCACUGUUUGAUGGAUCUCAAUUCAAUGUUUCUGAUAAAGAUUCAGAAACUAAUUUCUCUCGCAAUGAGGGAACAGUUUGGGACCUAAUUCCAGAUUUGAUACAAACUUUAUAUCCUCAUCAACAAGAAGGCUUUGAAUUCAUUUGGAAAAACUUGGCAGGAAGCGUAAAGCUUCAAAAGUUAAAGAAUGUCGAUCCUUGCAGUGAAGGUGGCUGCAUUAUUUCUCAUGCUCCUGGUACCGGAAAGACAAGGCUGACCAUAGUGUUUCUCAAGGCAUAUUUGAAAGCCUUUCCCAAAUGCUUGCCGAUUAUUGUCGCUCCUGCUAGUAUACUACUAACUUGGGAGGAUGAAUUCAAGAAAUGGGACAUUGGAGUUCCAUUUCACAAUUUAAGCAAUCCCGAGUUAUCUGGUAAAGAGCAUGCUGAUGCGGUUGAAACGUUUGAUAGGUCCAAUACACAACAUAAUAUUCAUGAAACGCGGAUGGCAAAACUGAUUUCGUGGUUCAAAGAAACAAGCAUUCUUGGAAUCAGCUACAAUUUGUUUGGAAAAAAAUGCCAAGAUAAGAAAAAGCUUGAAAAUGUGAAGGAGAGAAAAGGAAACUGUGAUAUGCGAAAGAUUCUGCUUAAAUCUCCCGGUUUGUUAGUUCUAGAUGAAGGACACACACCAAGAAAUCAAAGAAGUCAUAUUUGGAAGGUGUUGUCCAAGAUUCAAGCGCAGAAGCGAAUCAUCCUUUCCGGAACUCCAUUCCAGAACAAUUUCUGGGAGCUUUACAGCACCUUAAGCUUAGUGAAGCCUUCUUUUCCUAACACGAUACCGCCUGAGCUAAAAAGUUUUUGCCAUAAGCAGGGACAUAAAUCAUCUAAAAAGCGGAGUUGUGAACCUGUUUCAGGCAACACAACAAGAGACCCUUCUGAUGAUAAGAUCAAGAAGCUGAAAAUGCUAAUGGAUCCCUUUGUACAUGUUCACAAAGGGGCGAUCCUUGAAAAUAAGCUUCCCGGGUUAAGGGACUGUUUGGUGACUUUGAAGGCAGAUAGUUUGCAGAACGAAAUUCUGAAGAGCAUUAAACGUUCUCAGAACACCAUAUUUAACUUUGAACGUAAGAUAGCAUUGACAUCCGUCCAUCCAUCGCUUUUCCUUGAAUGUUCUCUUUCGGAAGAAGAAGAAUCUGCUCUUGACAAGGAUCAGCUGGAAAAGCUUAGACUGAACCCACAUGAAGGUGUCAAAACAAAAUUUUUGUUCGAGUUUGUUCGGCUAUGCGAUGCUUUUCACGAGAAAGUUCUUGUGUUCAGCCAAUUCCAUGCGCCUUUACAAUUAAUUAAAGACCAAUUAACCUCUGCUUUUAAAUGGUCUGAGGGAAAGGAAGUGUUAUUCAUGUCUGGCAAAGAUCCUCCAAAGGUCAAGCAAUCCGUAAUCCAUAGCUUCAACGAUGCAAAUUGCCAAGCAAAGGUUCUACUUGCAUCUACAAAAGCUUGUUCUGAGGGAAUUAGCUUAGUUGGAGCUUCUAGGGUUGUACUUCUGGAUGUUGUAUGGAAUCCUUCUGUCGAAAGACAAGCUAUCAGCCGAGCAUAUAGGAUUGGUCAGAAGAGAGUGGUAUACACAUACCAUCUGCUCGCUGAAGGGACUACUGAGGAAGAAAAAUAUGGUAAACAGGCCGAAAAGGACCGGUUAUCUGAGCUUGUUUUUUCGGAGAAAAAUGCCACCGAUAUUGAUGAGGAGUCCAAGAGCUGUGCAGGGAACUUUGAAGAUAGAGUUCUUGAUCAGAUGACUCGGCAUGAAAAUCUCAAAGACAUGUUUGUUAAGUGUGUGGUACUGAGGAAGGAGCGAGAUGUGGUCUGAGAGUUUUGGCCGUGGAUCCAAUUUCACGCUUGGAUACAUUUCUGU
This is a messenger RNA of Medicago truncatula (barrel medic), 4020 nucleotides long. RefSeq names its product SNF2 domain-containing protein CLASSY 3. Bases 1 to 3975 code for a protein of 1324 amino acids. Lineage: Eukaryota; Viridiplantae; Streptophyta; Magnoliopsida; Fabales; Fabaceae. Gene Ontology annotation, biological process: gene silencing by siRNA-directed DNA methylation. The transcript has 3 exons. Gene Ontology annotation, molecular function: ATP binding. The record is from RefSeq and is a predicted model, not a curated record.